GCUGCCACGGCUGGUCCACCCGUCCGCUCUCCGAAUACUCCUUUCCGCCUCCGGCUCCGGCUCAGCGUCGCAUGCCCGCCGCCGCCGCCGUUCUGCCCCCGCCGCCGGCCGCCGCGCCGCUGCCCCGCCCGUGCGCCCCGUGGCGGCCGUGGUCGCCGUCCACCUCUUCAGCCAGGGAGGAGGGAUCUGGGUGGCGGUUGCUGCGGCGUGGGCGUGGGAGGAGGAGGAGCGGAGGGGCGAUGGCGCGGCCGCCGAUCCUCUCCGUCGCGCUGCCGUCCGACACGGGCCGCGUGCUCAGCAUCCAGUCCCACACCGUCCAGGGAUAUGUUGGCAACAAAUCAGCUGUCUUUCCGCUGCAACUUCUCGGUUUUGACGUCGAUCCGAUAAACUCUGUACAGUUUUCUAACCAUACAGGAUACCCAAAAUUUAGAGGACAGGUUCUCAAUGGCAAUCAGCUGUGGGAUAUUAUUGAAGGGCUGGAGGAAAAUGAAUUAUUGCACUAUACCCAUCUGUUAACAGGUUAUAUCGGGUCUGUUUCCUUUCUAAAUACAGUGCUACAAGCCGUCGACAAAUUACGAUCAGUCAAUCCUGAUCUUAUAUAUGUUUGCGACCCAGUUUUAGGUGAUGAAGGCAAACUUUAUGUUCCUCAAGAAUUAAUAUCUGUUUAUCAACAGAAGGUUGUGCCAGUCGCUUCAAUGCUUACACCAAACCAAUUUGAAGUUGAACUGCUCACGGGAUUGAGAAUUAUCUCUGAACAAGAUGGUUUGAAAGCUUGCAAUACCCUCCAUAGUGCUGGACCACGGAAGGUCAUAAUAACUAGUGCACUUAUUGAAGACAAACUGCUCCUCAUCGGAAGUUACAAAAAAACAGAGGGACCGCCAGAACAAUUUAAGAUCGAGAUACCCAAAAUACCUGCAUAUUUCACGGGCACGGGAGAUUUAACGACUGCUCUUUUACUAGGAUGGAGCAAUAAAUACCCCGAUAACCUCGAGAGAGCGGCAGAACUGGCAGUAUCCAGUUUGCAGGCACUCCUAAGAAAAACUGUUGAAGACUAUAAGAGGGCAGGCUUUGACCCAUCAACCAGCAGCUUAGAGAUCCGGUUGAUUCAAAGCCAGGAUGAGAUCCGAAGCCCACAGGUUACAUGCAAUGCAGUCAAGUAUAGCUGAUCACAGAGUAAUUGUGACGAGCAUCGUCAAUGGUCACAAAUUUGAGAUGUGAAAACUGUUAUAGUUCAUGGAGGAGAAAUGAUCUUGGAACUGAUUUUGGACUGCGGGAAGCAUCCCUGGAUCUUCAACAGUUCCACCUGCCCUGUCAUCUUUGUCCUGAAGAUUGGAUAUGCUUUCUUGAUUUGAUCUCGGGACACUAUUUAUAGUUCACCAUACUUCCAAAACCUUACGGGAUCCAAUUCUGGAGGACAAUAAUACAACGUGCAACAUGCAACUUUUGUACAAUUUGUCAUUCUGUUUGCUUUUGUACAAGAGGUUAGUUGCAUAUUGAAGCUUUAUUGUGUCACAACAGCAGUUCUUUUGAGAUGCCUCUGUAACUUCUUCAAUCACGUGUUCUGUAACUUAUUUGUGAUUACUUGACGAGUGAUUCGGAUUCCAUACAGCAACUUGCAUUAGUAUUAUCUGAACUCAGUUGCUAUGCAUUCCUAUUUCCACAGAAAAUAGUAAAGCAUCAUUAUUAUUUUUCCA
Molecule: messenger RNA, 1694 nt
Organism: Brachypodium distachyon (stiff brome)
Lineage: Eukaryota; Viridiplantae; Streptophyta; Magnoliopsida; Poales; Poaceae
Product: pyridoxal kinase
Exons: 13
Coding region: 72-1166 (364 amino acids)
Biological process (GO): pyridoxal 5'-phosphate salvage
Cellular component (GO): cytosol
Molecular function (GO): pyridoxal kinase activity
Source: RefSeq, a predicted model, not a curated record